Messenger RNA from Macadamia integrifolia, 760 nucleotides. RefSeq lists its product as uncharacterized. Gene Ontology annotation, molecular function: RNA binding. The transcript is spliced from 5 exons. The coding region runs from base 103 to 543 and encodes 146 amino acids. NCBI's taxonomy places the organism in Eukaryota, Viridiplantae, Streptophyta, Magnoliopsida, Proteales, Proteaceae. The record is from RefSeq and is a predicted model, not a curated record. Gene Ontology annotation, cellular component: nucleus.
AUUGUAACAGUUCUACGUAUUUGUUUUCUCCGCUGGCGAGCGACACUGUGAGAAAGAGAGAGAGAGUGCCAAAGGAUCUUCGCUAGAGAGAGAGAGAUAAUCAUGGAGGUCGUUGCAGUUGCAGACGCCAUUGUCGUAUCUGCCGAGAACAAGCUUGAUGUGAGUGGGAGCAUUGAAAGGCAGAAGAAGAACAAAAUUCAGGUCUCCAACACCAAGAAACCCCUGUAUUUCUACGUGAAUCUGGCCAAGAGGUACAUGCAGCAGCAUGAGGAGGUUGAGCUCUCUGCCUUGGGCAUGGCAAUCACUACAGUUGUCACAAUUGCUGAAAUUCUGAAGAACAAUGGACUGGCUUCCCAGAAGAAGAUUAUGACUUCUACAGUUGGCAUGAAAGAUGAGACUAAUGGCCGCAUGGUUCAGAAAGCCAAGCUAGAAAUAUUACUGACAAAGACUGAAAGUUCAGAUAAUAAGGUGCCAACUGCUACAACGACAGCAGAGGUGGCUGCAGCAGAUGGCAAAGUGGAAUGGAGUAUUACUGAGAAAUGAUAGGCUGUAGUAAUAAUUCUUGUUCAGAUUUGAUUUUUUUGUAACAUGAACAUUAGGGUCUUUAGACAGAUAGGUACUGUAGAUGGAACAAAACUUUCAUUUUUUUUUUUUUCUUUCGUUGUUUCUUGGGAGGGCUUUUGUAGUAAUGUUCUUGAAUUUUCUGAUUACUUCAGACUGAUGAUAAUUGUGAAAGGUUCUACUGAUCGUCUGAUCCAAA